This is a messenger RNA of Stylophora pistillata, 1461 nucleotides long. Its product is annotated as transmembrane protein 223. Gene Ontology annotation, cellular component: mitochondrion. Lineage: Eukaryota; Metazoa; Cnidaria; Anthozoa; Scleractinia; Pocilloporidae. The record is from RefSeq and is a predicted model, not a curated record.
AUAACUUUCAAAAUGGCGGAUAGCUGAGCAAUCUUGUCCAAAUUCCCCCAAUGUUUCUCUUCUCUAUUUCCUUUUUUCAAAGAAAGGCACCGUCAGUCUCUUUCUUACGCUGUGUAAGGUGCUUAAAGUAUCUUCAGAACCUAAGGAAAGCGAGGUUCUCAUCCUUUGCCAAGAAGAAAGAAACAGACGUAAAAGAUGUGACCCUCUAUUACUACAAUCGUCAGAAGUUCUUCCGUCUGGUUGGCCUUGCUUGUGCUAGCCAGUUCAUAUUUUGGUCAUGGAUGGCUUAUUUCAACAUAAGUCAAGUAAAAUUGGUUGACCUUGUAAAUCUUGAAAGGAACAGAAACCAAGAUGAGUUUCUUGAUGUCGCAACAAGGGCGGGAGGGUCAUGGAAAAUCGUCAGAUUUAUGCAGGAUAAUCCAGCACUACUGGCUGGUAUUGCUGUGGUUAUGGGACUGUUUUUCACCACAUCAGGGUUUCUUUAUAGUUUCAGGAGUGUAAACCGGCUAGUCCUUCAAGGAAACAAUUUAAGGGUGGUAACACACACACCUUUGGGAGGAACACGGUCAUUUAGGGUGCCAAUUUCUGACGUGUCCUGUUCAGGUUCCAGAACAGAUUUAUAUAGCGCUAUUUCUAUCACUAUCCAAUAGCGCUGUACAGUAAUUUUAUAAAUCGGACCGAUAAGAUUAUAAAACCAUAAAAAUCUCUAAAACAUGAGUAGAAGAAACUAGCUAAUAAGGUAGUCUAUAAUAGUGAGAGUAAAAACUUUAAAACUUAUGAUGAAAUUAACUAAUUUCCUAGCCAAUUAACUAGCUCACCAACUAAUCAACUAAUUGACUAACCAACUAUCUAGCGGUAAUAGUCUAAUUAUAAAAUUUGUUAAAAAGGUAUGUCUUUAUACAGGUCUUAAAAUGUGAUAGCGAGCCGCUCACUCUUCUGUUGCUUGGAAGAGAGUUCUAUAGAGUCGGUGCUACAAAAGAGAAACACCUAUGACCAUAACUUGCUACCUUAUAGAUGGUACUUUAAGUAAGUUUUUAGAGGAGGACGUCAGAUUUCUGGUUGCUACAUAAGGCUUCAACAGUUCAGUGAUAUAACUAGGGGCCUGGCCGUUGAGCGCUUUGUAGGUCAGACGUAGUAUCUUGUAAUCUAUGCGCUGGCUAACUGGGAGCCAGUGCAGCUACUUUAAGACAGGUUUGAUGUGGUCGUACGUUCUUGUACGAGUGACGACACGAGCUGCGGCAUUCUGGAAAUUUUGUAAGCGAUCUAUCAGAAAUUUGGGCAGUCCGUAUAGUAGCGAGUUGGUGUUAUCUAGCUUAGAUGUAAUGAAUGCAUGAAUUAACUUUUCAGUAUCUGCUAGAGAUAGGCAGUCUCUUAUCUUGCUAAUGUUUCUAAGGUGGAAGAAACAGGCUUUGUAGGUACUGGUAACAUGCUUAUCUAAUGACAUGUCCUCAUCAAACAUAA